Messenger RNA from Paecilomyces variotii, 3617 nucleotides. RefSeq lists its product as hypothetical. Gene Ontology annotation, biological process: nucleoside metabolic process. Lineage: Eukaryota; Fungi; Ascomycota; Eurotiomycetes; Eurotiales; Thermoascaceae. Gene Ontology annotation, molecular function: protein binding; catalytic activity. The transcript is spliced from 2 exons. The record is from RefSeq and is a predicted model, not a curated record. The coding region runs from base 119 to 3331 and encodes 1070 amino acids.
AAUACAUGUAACUUGUUUUAUUUUCUUCAUUCAUUUUGACCUAGUCAAUUUUUGUCCAGCUAGAGUAUUUGGUUUGCUUAAUAAAACCACGAGAUAUUUCCGAAUAGAUACGAUAACCAUGCCUUGCCCCGCACUAGAAGAGUUUCAAAUCGGUUGGAUAUGUGCCCUCCCUAUUGAAAUGGCGGCGGCAACUGAGAUGCUCGAUGAGAACUUCGGCACCCUCCAGGAGCAGGAUAGCGCAGAUACGAAUUCAUACACCCUGGGAAAGAUUGGUGUACACUAUGUUGUCAUUGCUUGUCUGCCACACGGGCGGUAUGGGAUAAGUUCGGCUGCCACGGUCGCAAAUAACAUGGUCCGGACAUUUUCCAUGUCACUAAGGGUCGGGUUGGUUGUUGGAGUCGGCGGAGGAAUUCCAUCAGCAACACAUGAUAUACGGCUUGGUGACAUUGUUGUCAGUUAUCCCGAGGACACUUGUGGUGGCGUCCUUCAGUACGAUAUAGGGAAGCUCGAAGCAGGUCGGGGGUUCUGCAGAAAAGGAAGUCUAAAUAGCCCUCCACCAGCUUUAUUGACUGCAGUUAGCAGUAUGAGGGGGGUGAUGUUGACUGAUGAUCCUCGUUAUCCGGGGUACAUGGAAAAGACGAUCAACAGAACUGAACAACUACGAAAGAUUUUCAAUCGUCCUGAACCACGAAGUGAUCGGUUAUUCAAAAUAAAUAACGAUCAUCCUGCUUCCGCUACUGACUGUAAUUGGUCUUCAGUAGAACGGGAGGAGAUAAGGCCUGAACGCGGGGAGAACGAUCCGCUACCACAUUAUGGGAUCAUCGCAUCGGGGGAUGCUGAUAUAAAGCGUGGGUCGACAAGGGAGCAGCUGCGUCAAGAGACUCGCGCACUAUGCGUUGAAACGCAAGCAGCAGGUGUAAUGCGCGCCUUUCCUUGUCUAGUUAUCUGCGGGAUCUGCGAUUAUGCCGAUGAGCACAAGAAUACACAUUGGCAAGGCUAUGCUGCGCUGGCAGCCGCUGCAUAUGCGAAAGAACUGCUUGGAUAUAUGCCGCGGGGACAAGUUUCCGGUCAUAAUUCAGCGCAGGAGGUGUGCAAAAUGGUAAGUGAGCUCGAAAGUAUGCAAGGUGAGCUGGAAAGAAUGUUUGAUCAAUUAAAACAUCACCAUCGCGAGUACAUAUCGGUUCAUUUGGCAGAGCAACAACAGCGCUGUCACCAAGCGUUCAAGACAUCAGCAUAUGAACAGUUCAAGAACAUCAAUCCUGACCGAGUAGAAGGAACGUGCCAAUGGGUGUUGAAGGACGAACGAUAUCUUCGUUGGCUUGGGAGUAAAUGCAAUGAUCUCCUAUUGAUAUCAGCUGAUCCCGGUUGCGGAAAGUCAGUUCUGGCCAGGUCGUUGAUCGAGGAUGACUUCAAGCGUUCAGAGUCGACGGUAUCUGUUUGUUACUUCUUCUUCAAGGAUAACGAUAAACAAAACAACCUUUCCAGUGCGCUAUGUGCUGUCCUCCAUCAGCUGUUCGAACAACAGCCGGAGCUACUGCGGCAUGCUUUGCCGUAUUGGAAGAAAAACGGGACUAGAAUCCAACAAGAAGUCGAUCAACUCUGGCGCAUACUUCUCGAGGCGACAUCUGAUCCAGCAUGUUCCGGCGCUAUCAUCUGCGUGUUCGAUGCGCUUGAUGAAUGCCAUAACGCUGAUCAAAGUCGCCUAAUUCAAAAGCUCAAGGACUUCUACCAUAGUGCCGCUUCCUCGCCCCAAGAAUUGCAACUAAAAUUCCUGGUUACCACUCGCCCAUACGAUAGGAUCCUAGAAAGCUUCCGAUCUGUAACGAUUGCUUUCCCUGAUAUCCACCUUCGUGGUGAGAUGGAGAACGACCAGAUCCAUCACGAAAUCAAUCUCGUGAUAAAAUUAAGGGUGGAAGAAUUGGCCACGACAUUAUCUCUGCGACACGAUGUGGCACAAAGUAUUGAGAAACGGCUCCUUGGAAUGGAACACCGGACAUAUCUGUGGCUAUGCUCAGCUAUGGACGACAUUUGCGCUACUUUCCGAAAUAGCCUUCGGCCAGACAAGGUGCCAAUUCGGCUAAUUCCUGCCUCGGUGAAUACAGCAUAUGAAAUGAUUCUCAGCCGAGUGCCAGAUGGCCAGGAACAAACGGCACGGAAGAUUUUGCAAAUAAUAGUUGCUGCGCGGCGUCCCCUGACCUUGGAGGAGAUGGCUAUGGCCUUGGGUAUAGCUAUCUCAUCCGACUCACAAGCUGCAAAUGAGGCUCGGUUAGAUCUGCAAGGGCUAGACAAAAAGAUACGGCACCUGUGUGGCCUGUUUGUCUAUAUAGCAGAUAAGAAGGUAUAUCUGAUUCACCAGACUGCUAGGGAAUUUCUCCUUUACAAUCAGCCUACAGCCAGCUCUCCAUAUCACUUCUCUUUGGACGAUGCCGAGAGUCAAAUGGCAGAGAUCUGUGUCCGAUAUCUAUUGAUGGAUGACAUAGAAGAUUCUAGAUCUCAACAAGAGCCCAACGCUCACAGUUUCCUUCGAUACGCGGCAGAGAACUGGGCUGAUCACGUUCGGAAUGCGUCGACUCUAUCAGGGUCAACACUGGUUGAUCUACUAUACAAAUUAUACGACACCACAGCAUCCCGAUUUCAACUUUGGUAUCCUUUAUUCUGGCAUGCAAACAUGCCCCAUGGAAAGCUCAAAGAAUCCCCUAAAAUGAGCGCAAUUCACCUGGCAGCUUUAAAUGGACAUAGUAACAUUCUCGAGAGACUGGUUACCGAAUCUACUAGCGGUAUAGGUGGACCAGAUGACACCGGCACAACUGCAUUGAUAUAUGCCUCAGCAAAUGGACAUGACGAUACUGUUAGUCUGCUUCUGUCGAAAGGAGCCGAUGUCGAAUACUUAGGUCCCAACACCGCGCUAUACUGGAGUCCUAUACAUGCUGCUUGCAUAAGAGGACAUGAGAAGGUCAUACACCUCCUAUUGCAAAAGAUAUCCCAUAUUAAUGGGGUGAAUCCAUUUCGUGGAGAUCCCUUGCCUGGUGCUGUCAAAAGAGGACGCGCGAAAAUCGCGGAAAUAUUAUUGGGAAAUGCAGGUUGUUCUCAUGGUUCGCAGGUUGCAUAUAUUGAGGAGGGCGGGGAUAUAGUACGAAUGCUGGCAGAGAGCGGUGCUGGACUUAGUGGCGAAAAUUACAUUAAUGUCCUGUUGAUUGCCGCUAUGACGGGACUUCAUGAUGUUGUUGAAAUGCUGUUGGAAAAAGAGGCAGAUAUGGAUUACAUGGAUACAGCUUAUCCGGGUGGAUAUAGGGAGAUCGUACAACUCCUGCUGUCAAGGGAGAUCCCGUAAGACAGGCAAAACGGUUAUUUUCAACGAUCUAGCAGACAGAUAUCUACCUGCUUCCCUGUAUCUAGGAUCCAUAGGGAGCGUGAAGGUGGAGAAAUUGUCAGAUCCCGCGGCUCCUACAGGGGGCGAGCUGCAAACCUGCUGAGUUCCGCUGCUGUGUCACCUAUACAAACCGGAUAGCAGCUGCAACGGGAUGCCACCUGCAUCGACCUGCAUAGAAUCAAUAAAGACGGGAGAAGAACCAUGGAUCAGUUUAAUUAGAUGUUCAGCUCAGCUCAGAAUAGCCGAG